Molecule: messenger RNA, 2269 nt
Organism: Cricetulus griseus (Chinese hamster)
Lineage: Eukaryota; Metazoa; Chordata; Mammalia; Rodentia; Cricetidae
Source: RefSeq, a predicted model, not a curated record
CCGUUGGAAUUGCUUUGGCACUCAUUAGAUGAAUGGUUAGUUUUAAUAGCCACAGAGUUAAUGAAAAACAAAAAGGACUCAACGGAUAUCACUUCUAUUUUACUGAAACAAAAAGGCCAGGAUCAGGGUGCCACUUCUAUUUCACCAUUUGACCCUUCGGGACCUGGGAGCUGUGAACACCUGUCCACAGGCACAGGGGAGUCUACGCCAGAUGUGCUUGCAGGGAGUCCGGAAGCUGGUGCAGACUGUCAGGAUGUUGUUGCUAUGACAGCCAACCGACUAAGUGCUGUCAUCCAAGCUUUUUACAUGUGCUGUUCUUGUCAGAUGCCUCCAGGAAUGACUUCUCCUCGAUUCAUUGAAUUUGUCUGCAAACACGAUGAAGUGUUAAAAUGCUUUGUGAAUAGAAAUCCCAAAAUUAUAUUUGAUCAUUUUCACUUUCUUCUUGAGUGUCCUGAGUUGAUGUCAAGAUUCAUGCAUAUCAUAAAAGCACAGCCAUUUAAAGAUCGCUGUGAAUGGUUCUAUGAACAUUUACACUCAGGACAGCCAGAUUCAGACAUGGUACACAGGCCAGUGAAUGAAAACGAUAUUCUCCUGGUUCACAGAGAUUCUAUUUUUAGGAGUAGCUGUGAAAUUGUGUCAAAAGCAAAUUGUGCAAAACUAAAGCAGGGGAUUGCUGUCCGAUUUCAUGGAGAGGAAGGCAUGGGUCAAGGUGUUGUUCGUGAGUGGUUUGAUAUUCUGUCCAAUGAGAUAGUCAAUCCUGAUUAUGCACUAUUUACCCAGUCAGCAGAUGGAACAACUUUUCAGCCCAAUAGCAACUCCUAUGUCAACCCUGAUCACUUGAACUAUUUCCGGUUUGCUGGACAGAUCUUGGGAUUAGCUUUGAAUCACAGGCAAUUGGUCAAUAUUUACUUCACACGAUCAUUCUACAAGCACAUUCUUGGUAUUCCUGUAAAUUACCAAGAUGUAGCAUCUAUUGAUCCAGAAUAUGCCAAAAAUUUGCAAUGGAUUUUAGAUAAUGACAUUAGUGACCUGGGUCUAGAGCUGACUUUCUCUGUUGAGACUGAUGUGUUCGGUGCAAUGGAAGAAGUGCCUUUGAAGCCUGGGGGUGGAAGUACUCUUGUGACACAAAAUAACAAAGCGGAGUAUGUCCAGCUUGUUACUGAACUUCGAAUGACAAGAGCUAUUCAGCCUCAGAUCAAUGCUUUUUUACAAGGUUUUCAUAUGUUCAUCCCACCUUCCCUCAUACAACUGUUUGACGAGUAUGAGUUGGAGCUGCUGCUCUCUGGCAUGCCAGAGAUUGAUGUGAAUGAUUGGAUGAAAAAUACAGAAUACACAAGUGGCUAUGAAAGAGAAGACCCAGUCAUUCAGUGGUUCUGGGAAGUUGUGGAAGACAUCACUCAAGAAGAGCGAGUUCUUCUCUUGCAGUUUGUUACUGGCAGUUCCAGGGUCCCGCAUGGUGGUUUUGCCAAUAUUAUGGGUGGAAGUGGUUUGCAAAACUUCACAAUUGCUGCUGUGCCAUAUACUCCAAAUCUUUUACCAACUUCCAGCACAUGCAUCAAUAUGCUCAAGUUACCUGAAUACCCCAGUAAAGAAAUACUGAAGGACAGACUCCUGGUGGCACUGCAUUGUGGCAGCUAUGGUUACACAAUGGCGUGAUGAAGACAGGAGGGCUCACCUAACUACUGUGCAGAAGCAGAGUGGCAGAAGUCAUUUAGAGGACUGGGCAGAAGCAGCUUCAGUGCAGCCCACAGGCAGAGCUCCUGUUCAAAUCCAUAAAGGACUGGACUUUACACUUUUCAUCUUUCCCUGCUUUGUUUUCUGUUUGUGUUAUAAUUAGAAAAUACAAAAUCAUAGCAGACUUCAUUUUAAAAAAUGCUAAUUGGAAGUAGAGACUUUAAGUUUCUUUAAUCUUACCUGAAACUGUGUUAAGGUAGAAUCUUUUUUUUUACAUUCCCCCUUUGAUGUGAACCAGUCUCAUUUAAAGGGUAUUUUCUGUAUAUUAUAUGAGGGCAUCCAGCUGGUAUGUUCUAUUGCAUGUAAAGUACCAUUUAUAUUUUGGAAAACUAUUGUAUAGAAUGGAUUAAUUUAGAUUGUGUAAAGCCACAAAAAUGUAUUUUCCCACACUAUACCUAUAUUCAAUGGGUUUUAUUUUUUGUUGUUGAUUAGCUUUUUAGUAUUUUGAUAUAUGAUGUUAAAUUUAGACUGGGGUAACUAACAAUGGCUAAAGUGACAUCUAAUUUAUAUAUUAAAGCUUAUACUAUAUGAAUUA